This is a messenger RNA of Coregonus sp. 'balchen', 17571 nucleotides long. The record is from the annotation of a GenBank genome assembly. Lineage: Eukaryota; Metazoa; Chordata; Actinopteri; Salmoniformes; Salmonidae.
CAGUUGGCAGACAGGCGGCAUGACGGAGGAGAAAUGCCCCCAAUUAGUGGACUACUUUGUGGUGGCAGGGCUGGCUCCGGGGGGCUCGGCCCCACUGGACGAAGAGGGCCAGCAGAGAGGGGGCCGGGCGGUGGAGCCGGUCACAGACCUGGCGGUGAUCGCCCGGGGCUUGGGGGAGGAGGUGCCCGAGGGCUUCACCUGCAUCGAGAAGACCCAGGGGGGCCACUCGGCCGAACUGAGCGCCGGACUCAUCAACAACCCCCACAUGUACCUGUGUUACCGCCGUGGGCAUGACAAGCCACCCAUCCUCGACCUCGGGUGAGACACUCCAGCAGUGAUGAAAACAAUGACCAUUCUAGUCAGACAUUAACCACAACAUCAAUGUAAAGCUAUGAAUGGUGCUUGGAGUUCACAUACUGUAGCUAAUGCAUAACAAUGCUUUGAGCUUGCAUUAUGCAAUUAUAGACAUACCGCAUGCUGUAACCAUGCACGUCUGACCACAGAAAGGUUUCAUUGUAUGCUAUUGCUAUGUAGCCCUAAACCACCAUAAUCAUUAAAUUAAGCAUGUCUGGCCAAGCCAUACGUGGCUGCAAAAUGUAAUUGUAUACAUACCCAUCGAUUAUUUAAUGGAAAGAGCCAUGUACGUCACAUGAUACAUUCAUUCUGGACAAAGUGUGGGAUGUCUUCUAAACAUGAAAAGAAAAGCUUUCCUUGAAUGAGUGAUAGAAAUGGGUUUAUGUUAACUGGAUAACUAGUGACAUUGACUGACUCAUUGUCCUGACUUUGCCCCCUCCCCCCGGUCUCCAGUGUGCUGUACGAGGGCAAAGAGGUGGUGAAGCAGGGCUGGUACGUGAUCGAGACCACCCCCUACAGCCGCUCAGCCAGUCUGAGCUCCGGGGGCCCCACCACCCACCGCACCUUCCUGACAUACCGCCGGGCCCCAGAGUCCCAGGCCCUCCACACCCUGGGGGUCACAGACAUCUCCCUCCUGCUGCCCAGCAAGGGAGAGGUGGCCCCCCACACCUUCUGCCGGGUGGAGAAGAACCUCAACACUGGCAUAGUGGGUUUGAAGCGCUACUGUUUUUCUACUCUGUAUUUUCUGUUCUAAUUCUUAAUCUCUCUUGCUCUCCCUCAUUCCCUCUCUCUCACUGUGCUUUGUUGUGUUUGCUCCACAGUGGGGUCCAGCAUUAUACGUGUGCUAUAAGAGAGCUGUAGCCAAAGCCAACGCCCUAGUCUAUGAAGCAGGUGAGUGUCGACUGCUCCAUACCGAUGGUAUCACAGCUCUCAUUCUGCUGGGUCUCCAUAUGUCACAGUGUAAACAGAGAAGGCCUAUUGACCUACUUCUCACAAUUAAAGACAUUUAGAAGUAGAAAGAUCUACCAAAAUGAAAGUAUCUCUGUAGUCACUAAUCAAAAUGGUACUUUUAUUAACUGUCUGUCUCUGUGUGUGUGUUUCCUAGGUCUGAUCAGUCGGUAUCCCGAAGCGGACGUGGAGUCGUUCCCCCUGCCAGAGUCUGUGCCUAUGUUCUGUCUGCCCAUGGGUGUGACGGUGGAGAGCUGGCCCCUCAACACCAAGUACCAGCUCCCUGUCUUCUCUACCUUCGUCCUCACCAGCGCCUGUGGUGACAAGGUGGGUCCGCCUGUCUGCCUCCCUCUCACACACCCUCUCCAACACUCUUAACACUGCACAGUGGCUGAUCUAUUGAAUCCAGUAGGUUAUGUAUUAAGCUGUGUAGGAAGGUUCUCUGGAUAUAAUAUCAGGUGAAUGUAUAAUCAAUUUUAGCGCAUUGCAAGUCACCGGUUUACAGUUCAUUUCAACAAAUGACAAUAACUUAAGAUGUCGUUAUUUGUCAGACAUUGAAAUACUUCACUCCAUCCAUGAUGCCUGCAGUAACAGUUAUAAUCAUAAUGGUAAUAGUAAAGUUUCCUAAUUCGUAUUAAAUCCAGACAACAAGCAAAAAAUGUUCUAAUAAAAGCUCAGUUUAUUCCAAAAAGUAAAUCAUAUCAUCCUAGUAGGAUGUGACCCCUUUCUUCAACCGUUUCCAGGCCCUCCUCAGACCUAUUUCAAGCCAAACCACCCCUGUAUUCUUUCCCUGCACCAUUAUCAUCUCCAUCACCACCCUCCUCUCCUUUCCUUUCCUUUCUCUGUUCCCUCUCCUUCCUUUUCUGCUCUGUCCUCUCAGCCUUGCUCUCAAGCUGUGAUUUAUCCCCUGCCUUGUACUGUCCUGUCACCUGGGUGACCUGGCCAUUCUUCUUCUAAGAAAGAUAACAAGUAUUGUUUAACUGCAAUAACAACAGUAUACUAGUAUACCUACUGAUCCAUGUUUAGUUGUGUUACUGCUACUACUGUAUUAGUUCUAAAAUGGCUACGUUGAAGAGAUUAUAGUUUCCUCAACAGAAGGAUAGUAGAAACAACAUUAUAGUGCCGAAAUAGUCACUAAAGCUCACCUUUGAUUGACCACUCUUUGUUUCUCCAUCUUUCUUUGUGAACAAAUCCAAUGCCUGGACUCGCCAUGCCAUGUCCUCUAGCAAUCCCUCCAUCUUGGCUAGGUAUCUUCCCUCUACUACCAGUUUUCUCUGUCUCCAUAGGAUCUUCCUCUUUCUGAUCUCUCUCCGCUUGUCCUCCAACCACUCCCUCUCUCUCUUUAAUAUUCUGUUACAUUUCUGUUAAAAAAGGGUUAGGUCCUGUUCUUCCCUCAUGUGAUCUCCCCCUGCCUUCUGAGAGCGCUCCACUGUUUGGAAGUCAGUGGGAGUCAGUGCAUGUUCCACUGUUUGGGAGUCAGUGCCAUCUCUCUCCUUUGUAUGGAUCUGUUAAGACAAAAUGAAACGACUAUAAGCCUAUAUGGAAAGUUUAGCCGAGACCACUUUCACAUUUGCCUUCACUUGAAACAGAGCAGAAAGGCGAAUCAGAAAAUGCCAGUGUUUACCGAAGUUGGGCAGUGGUGUCUGGUCCUGGAACGGCCUCUCUCAUGGCUGACAAUUUUCUUGUCAUCCUGAAAAAAGAAAAGGUUUCCAAAUAAUCAUGCAAACAAGACCAUUACAUUGAUCAAGAAAGACACACUGCGUCCGCGAUUCAUUACAUUCCCCUCUGCCUUCUGUGGGUGUUCCACUGUUUGGGUCACAGAGUCAGUGCCGUCUCUCUCCUGUGUACGGAUCUGUUAGGACAAAUGGAACAACACUUAGCCUAUAUGGACAGUUUAGCCAAGACCACUCUCACAUUUGCGUUCACUUGAAACGUAUCUGAAAAACGUAUCAGAAAAUGUCAGUGUUCAUUCAUACUGUAUUAACCAGUGAUAAAUGGGCUGGUUUACCGAAGUUGGACAGUGACGUCUGGUCCUGGAUCUGCCUCUCUCACGGCAGACAGUUUUCUCGUCGUCCUGAAAAAGAAAGUUUUAUCAAACAAGACAUGACAUGGUCAGAAUAUUGGCAUAUGGCAUGAGAUGAAGAAUUUGAGAUUAGUGUAGUGUGUUUUUAAAGCUUUUUUGUACGUUUUUGUUACUCAAGUUAUUGCAUUCUUUGAGGGAUAGACACACUCCGUCCGCGAGUCAUUACGUCCCUCUCUGCGUUCUGAGAGUAGUCCACUGUUAGGGACACAGAGUCAGUGCCGUCUCUCUCUUUUGUAUGGAUCUGUUAAGACAAUGAAACAACUGUUAGCCUACAUUGAAAGUUGAGGCGGAACCUGGUGUAAAAAAAAUUAAUAAUAACUUUUCUGAAAAUGUCAGUGUUCAUCCAUACUGUAUUAACCAAAGAAUGUAAGGGCUGGUUUACCAAAAUUGGGCAGUGCCGUCUGGUUCUGGAUCUGCCUCUCUCACCGCAGACAGUUUUCUCAUCCUCCUGAAAAAAGAAAAUGUUUUAUCACCAAGAACAUGACAUGGCUCAAUAAUAGUUAGCAUAUGGCAUCAGAUUAAGAAAUCUGAGAUUAGGCUAUCGCGUUAAAACAACAUUUUCAUAGAAUUCUUCUUCGAGGGACAGACUCACUCCGUCCACGAUUCAUAACGUCCUCCUCUGCCUUCUGAGGGUGUUCCACUGUUUGGGUCACAGAGUCAGUGCCUUCUCUCUCCUUUGUAUGGAUCUGUUGAGACAAAAUUCAACAACUCUCAGCCAAGACCACUCUCACAUUUGCCUUCAUUUGAAACAGAACUGAAAAGCUUAUCACAGAACAUCUGUGUUACUAAUAAGUACAAUCUUAUGUAUUGGCUGGUUUACCGAAGUAGGGCAGUGGCAUCUAGUCCUGGAUCGGCCUCUCCCACGGCUGACAAUUUUCUCUUCGUCAUAAACUGCCCUUCUUCGGGACAUGGACACACUUAGUCCUCGAUUCAUUGCUUUGUUGAACAUAGGGUCCAAGGAAUGUGAAAAAUCAGCUCGAAAAUAUCUGCAGAAAUAGCAAGGUUGUCUCUUCAAAGGAAUAUUUCACAGACUGACAAUUUUGGAAUAUGAUGUUCCAUUGAUUUUGUUUGAUGAUGAUAUAGUAAUCAUCACUAUGGUAACUCAGAACUCAUCUGAUUAUGAUCAUGAGUGAUGACAUCACAAUGACAAGCCAGUGAGGCCACCAGUAAGGAGUAUGUUGCUAAUUCUAUCGUUGCUACCACAAAAUCUAAUUCUAGAACCAAAUGGGCUGGAAUAUUUUUAAUUCCACAAAAUGCCAUGGCCUAAGGUAGCUGACAAGUUUCAGAAAUACACACUCACAAUGAAAUGUAUAUCAAGUGUGAUAUAUGAACAGUGACAAAUAGAUAAAUACCAACUAUUUGUUGCUUGGGUUGUGUGUAGUUAUUUACCAAUGCAGCUAUUCAAUAUCAUGCUUGCCUACCUCAAUUACAAGUUUUAAAUUGGCCCACUAUAUAGACUUUGUCUGCGACAGCAGCAAGAACCUAUAAAAAUAACAACAAAAACAUUGAGAUGCGAAUGACUCCAGCAUGAACUCGCUCACAGUUUUAAAAUGUUUUAUUUAACGCCACUAUUUCUCACAGUAUCUAGCAUUUGCUAACUGUUUACACAGUUCAAAGCAUCUAGCGUUAGCUGAAUCCUAACUUUUUAACUGUGUCUCCUCUUCCCGCCCCAGGUUUAUGGUGCCGCCAUCCAGUUCUACGAGGCGUUCCCACGGGAGUGCCUCUCGGAGCGGCAGAGCGUGCGUCUGGGCCUGGUGAGCGUGGUGGACCGGCGUCCCAUCACCAACCGCACCCUGCAGGUGAAGAAGAGCGUGUGUGUUCUCUCCCACUGGCCCUUCUUCACCGUUUUCCAGAAGUUCCUCACCUUCGUCUACCGAUACUCCAUCUCCGGACCCCACGUGCUGCCCCUCGAGAAGUCAGUGGCCCUCAAUGGCAAAUAUCACCUAUGUGUCUUUAUAAACCUAAACUUGCUAAUCUACUGGCUAACAUACCGUAGGCCUAUAAGCUAUUGAUUCAUGUUAUGGUUGGUUGUUUGGUUGAUUUAUUAGCAUGAACUCUGCUCUCUCCAGGCACAUCUCCAGCUUCAUGCACAACGUCCCGUUCCCCUCCCCUCAGCGGCCUCGCAUCCUAGUGCAGGUAUGGAUACUUGUCUUUAACUCAAUUCACAUUCUCUCUGAUCUUUAUUCCUUUUUAACACAUCAAAGCACUUUAAAGCAUCAGAAGAGUGGAAUGGAAAACCUUGCUAAGCACUGAUUUAGCUCAGGGCAAUACAGAAGGCAGUAUUAAAACACCUAAUUCAAGUAAGGCAUGACUGUGAUUAUUAGUUGAGUCAGGUGUUUUAGUGCUAGUUUAGAACAAUACCUGCUUGCUCUGUGUGUGUGCUUGUAUGUGCCUGUUUGUGAGUUACAAGUGGAACCUCCGCUUGAGUUCUAUUUGAACUUGACACCAGUAGCAUUGUGGUGUUUUACACUAAAGAUUUGACUUCCUCCCCCACAGGAAAUGGCCGUUGAAUGAAUUGAUGGUUUCACUGGUUAGUGUGUGAAGAUGGACUGGGUAAAAAUAACACCCAAUCAAAACAAUCUAUAAUAUACUGUGGAUAUAAAAUUAUUUCACAAAACACUGAAUGAUCCUUCCGGCUCUAGAAAGUAGAGACGAUUGUUUAAGUAGUUUGGGGAUUUCUAGAAAACUCAAAUCGAGUCAAAUGGGGCUUUUCAAACUUGAUUCCUAAUGGCUUGUUUCAAAUCAACAGAUAUCAAUUUGGUGAAUGGUGGUCUAUGAAAUUGAAGCAUGGCUAAACUUUCUUCCUUAGACCUAUAGAUUAUUGUCCACCAUGUUGGUUUGUUAAUGAAAACUGUGUGUGUGUCAUUUCAGCUCUCCCCCUAUGACAACCUUCUACUGUGUCAGCCCGUCUCCUCCCCCUUACCACUCAGGUCAGUACAGUAAAUCUGCAUUAGAUUGAGUCACAAUAAACUGUGUGGUGUAAUGCGUUAUUGUGCGCUAGGCGCUAGCGCUCCAACAAUGCCUUAAUUUCCCCUGAGGGAUUUCUAUUAUCAUAUUGAAGUGAAUCCAUUAAUACAAUAAUGAAUUGAUAAAGAGACUGUUCUUUUCUGUCUGUAGUGGUGCCAGCUUUGUGAAGCUGUUGCAGAACCUGGGCCCUGAGAAUGCCUGUGUCCUGCUGCUGGCCGUGCUGACGGAGCACAAACUAUUGCUCCACUCCCUCCGCCCCGAUGUCCUCACCUCCGUCAGCGAGGCCCUGGUGUCUGUGAGUCACACACACACACACACAUGCAAAACCUACACACACACACACACAACACCACCACACACAAAGACAUAUACAGUGGGGGUAAAAAGUAUUUAGUCAGCCACCAAUUGUGCAAGUACUCCCACUUAAAAAGAUGAGAGGCCUGUAAUUUUCAACUAUGACAGACAAAUUGAAGAAAGAAAAUCCAGAAAAUCACAUUGUAGGAUUUUUAAUGAAUUUAUUUGCAAAUUAUGGUGGAAAAUAAGUAUUUGGUCACCUACAAACAAGCAAGAUUUCUGGCUCUCACAGACCUGUAACUUCUUCUUUAAGGGGCUCCUCUGUCCUCCACUCGUUACCUGUAUUAAUGGCACCUGUUUGAACUUGUUAUCAGUAUAAAAGAUACCUGUCCACAACCUCAAACAGUCAUGCUCCAAACUCUACUAUGGCCAAGACCAAAGAGCUGUCAAUGGACACCAGAAACAAAAUUGUAGACCUGCACCAGGCUGGGAAGACUGAAUCUGCAAUAGGUAAGCAGCUUGGUUUGAAGAAAUCAACUGUGGGAGCAAUUAUUAGGAAAUGGAAGACAUACAAGACCACUGAUAAUCUCCCUCGAUCUGGGGCUCCACGCAAGAUCUCACCCCGUGGGGUCGAAAUGAUCACCUGCAGAGAGCUGGGACAAAAGUAACAAAGCCUACCAUCAGUAACACACUACGCCGCCAGGGACUCAAAUCCUGCAGUGCCAGACGUGUCCCCCUGCUUAAGCCAGUACAUGUCCAGGCCCAUCUGAAGUUUGCUAAAGUGGAUUUGGAUGAUCCAGAAGAGGAUUGGGAGAAUGUCAUAUGGUCAGAUGAAACCAAAAUAGAACUUUUUGGUAAAAAAUCAACUCGUCGUGUUUUGAGGACAAAGAAUGCUGAGUUCCAUUCAAAGAACACCAUACCUACUGUGAAGCAUGGGGGUGGAAACAUCAUGCUUUGGGGCUGUUUUUCUGCAAAGGGACCAGGACGACUGAUCCGUGUAAAGGAAAGAAUGAAUGGGGCCAUGUAUCGUGAGAUUUUGAGUGAAAACCUCCUUCCAUCAGCAAGGGCAUUGAAGAUGAAACGUGGCUGGGUCUUUCAGCAUGACAAUGAUCCCAAACACACCGCCCGGGCAACGAAGGAGUGGCUUCGUAAGAAGCAUUUCAAGGUCCUGGAGUGGCCUAGCCAGUCUCCAGAUCUCAACCCCAUAGAAAAUCUUUGGAGGGAGUUGAAAGUCUGUGUUGCCCAGCGACAGCCCCAAAACAUCACUGCUCUAGAGGAGAUCUGCAUGGAGGAAUGGGCCAAAAUACCAGCAACAGUGUGUGAAAACCUUGUGAAGACUUACAGAAAACGUUCCUAACAAAGGGUAUAUAACAAAGUAUUGAGAAACUUUUGUUAUUGACCAAAUACUUAUUUUCCACCAUAAUUUGCAAAUAAAUUCAUUAAAAAUCCUACAAUGUGAUUUUCUGGAUUUUUUUUCCUCAUUUUGUCUGUCAUAGUUGACGUGUACCUAUGAUGAAAAUUACAGGCCUCUCUCAUCUUUUUAAGUGGGAGAACUUGCACAAUUGGUGGCUGACUAAAUACUUUUUUCCCCCACUGUACGUACACACACUCAUCCUAAUCAAAGAAUGCACUCUAUCCCUCCAGAUGACGUUCCCUCUGCGUUGGCACUGCCCGUACAUCCCCCUGUGCCCGCUGCGGCUGGCAGACGUACUGUGUGCCCCCAUGCCCUUCAUCGUGGGCGUCCACUCCAGCUACUUUGACCUCUAUGACCCCCCUACUGACGUGGUGUGUGUUGACCUGGACACCAACACCAUCUUUCAGUGAGUACACUGACCUUGAAGGAACUGGACCUGAUGCAACUGAUGGAAGAGGAAGCAACAAAAACCAAACAUACAAAGGAUGAAAUCCAUAGUUUUGUGUUCUCUUCUCCUGCAGAGCAGAGGACAAGAAGCCGUUGUCAUGGCGAUCGCUACCAAGGAAGCAUGGCAAGAUGCUGGUGAAUACCCUCACCAACUUGAUGAAGACCCUGGAGAAAAGUGAGUGAUAGCCUACUUAUUCUAAAGCUUAUCUAGGGACUGAUGCUGGAAAAUAAGUACAAGCUAAAACAUAUUGGUGCAAUACAUCUGACUCUGAUAAUUCAAUGUGCCAAUGCUUUGUGUCUUCAGCUAUUUCUCUCUGUCCCUCUCUCCACCACUACCCCAAUUUCCCUCACUUUCUAUCUCUCUCUCCCUCCCCCACACUUCCCCAUCCAUCAGUCUACACCCCAGGCCAAGAGGAGGCCACCCUGGAGUUCCUGCUGACGGACUAUGACCUGAUCUACGGGCGUCAGAAGCAGCUGGAGCUGGAGAUCCAGGAGGCCUUCCUGCGCUUCAUGAGCUGCCUGCUGAGGGGCUACCGCACCUACCUGCUGCCCAUCACCCAGGCCCCCUCAGACAGGACCACCGACUGCAGCUCCCUCUUCAACCUGCAGGGUCAGUGUACACAAAUAUGAUAUAACAUUCAGUACGUGUGUGUGUGGGUGGGUAUUUUACCUCACCUACUUACUAUGUCCACAACCAACACCCUUGUGAAGCUAGUAUUUUAAUGUGUGUCUGAAGUUAACCCCUCCCUGGCUCUUGCAGGCUUCCUGAAGUCUCGUGAACGCACCCACCAGAAGUUCUACAUUCAGCUGACCAGGACCCAGAUGUUCACUCAGUUCAUCGAGGAGUGCUCCUUCGUCAGUGACCGCCACGCCUGUCUCGAGUUCUUCGACGAGUGUGUCCAGAAGGUCAGAAUCACAUCUUCAUGUUUUACAUGUUUAGUGAUACACCAUAUCUUAUGGAAGCCUUAGUGUAUUGAUUCCAAUGCUAAAACCGGAUUUGUAUUUUGUAUUUACACAACUAAUGGAAAUGUGUGAUCCCACUCCUGCCCUCUAUGUUGUCAAUGUUUGUGUAUUCCUGUGUAUGUGACCUGUGUUUGCGGCAUGUAUCUGUAUAUAUAUGUGGUGUGUGUAAGCAGUCGGAUGUGGAGAAGCCUGAGGAGGUGCGUCUGAUAGACCUGGACGAGGCCCACAGUGGGGAGCACACAGUCUUCAUCAUGCCCCCAGAGGAACCCCAGGAGCCAGACGGUUCAGAGUGCCCCACUCACUACAGGUAACACAGGCACUACAUAUACCAGGGUUCGUGUUCACAAAACUUCUCAGAGUAGACCUGAUCUAGGAUCAGUUUAGCCUUUUAAAUCAUAAAUAAUAAGAGGGUUGACCUGAUUCUAGAUGAGCACCUCCACUCGGAGACACUUUGCGAAUAAAGCCCCAGCACUUACAGUAACUACUUUGUGUUUGUUUAUACUGUCUGAUGCUGUGACCAGUGACGGCGUGUUUGUCUGUUUACAGCUAUGAGACGUUCCCUGUGCUCUGCAUGGAUCUUUUUGACCGGCCUCAGGACCAGCUACGUGUCCCUACCAAGGGGAGUGCCCCCAGCAGCCCUGCCCCGCGACGCACUAAACAGGUACAGACCCAAACCCGCCACACCAGAGCCCCUUAAAACACACUACAACCCCACUGAAAGCCAACACAACCCCAGUAGAUCCACUGCACCAAAACUACUAAGAACUAUACAAUAAUAUUAAGAGGCUGACUCACACAGUUUUAAUUUCAAUCUUUAUUAUUUAUUAAGAGCAUUACCCUGCCUGCAAAUCAAAAUCAAAUGUAUUAGCACCAAUCAACUUGAUCUGUUCACGACUCCCAAGUUAGCUUUAUGAUAACCCAAUUUUCCACAGCCAAAGAGGGAACAUGCUUCACUGUUUUUCUGUGCCAUUUUAAUUUAAUGAGCAUAAAUGUUUCAUCCUUCAUUCAAUAUUUAAAAGCAGGAAGCACAGUGGCGGCUGUGUAUUUUGGGUGAAUACCCCAAGCACCCUUCAGGGUUGUUAAGUUUGCCCUACUAGGACACAUAGGAACCACAUUAUUACGGCUUUAGUAAAUCUAGAUUGGAUUAUCUAACUCCUCUGUGUCCCUGUCUCUCCUUUAGGAGAUUAAGCUGGCACAGAAGCGGGCACAGAUAUACUCGGCAGUGCCCGACAUGUGGUCCAAAUGCCUGCUGGGCCACUGCUAUGGGCUGUGGUUCAUCUACCUGCCCACAUUUGUGCGGGCGGAGAGUGCCAAGGUGCGUGCCUUGCAAACGGCCUACGAGGUGCUCAAGCACAUGGAGACCAGGAAGGUGGUACUACCGGAUGAGGUGUGUUACAGGAUCCUGAUGCAGCUGUGUGGGCAGUACGGGCAGCCUGUGCUCGCUGUUAGGGUACUUCUGGAGAUGAAGAAAGCUGGGAUCACACCCAACACCAUCACCUAUGCAUACUACAACAAGGUGAGCCAUUAUUUACAUGAAUUAAAAAAUGAGUUGAACCACGUCUGUGAUCCCAUCUGUAGUGUUGUAUUUUUUCUUUCCAUAUUGACUCACCUCUGGCUCUGCCGUCUCUCCUCAGGCAGUGCUGGAGAGCAAGUGGCCCUCUACCAAUCAGGGCGGCCGUCUGCGCUGGGCCAAGUUGCGUAACGUUCUGAUGGCCGUGGCGCAGUUCAGACAGCCAAUCAGACAACGGCAGAAGAGUGGUUCAGUAAGCUCGCGGACAGGUCAGGACAGGACAUAUUUACAUGUUGUUGUUUUUUACUAUUGUUUGUAACAAUAAAUGGUAAUUGAGCCUCAUAUGCAUGGUUUUAAACAAAAUCAUUAUAUAUGUAAAAACAUAGAGGUGAAACAUGUUUUGUCUUUUUAAAAAGAUGUUACAAUGGACAGUAACCAACGGUCCCGCCCACAAUAUAACCUGAUUCGUCAAUCCAGCUGGAGUGGCCUGAGUGAAAGCUCCAGCCACGAAUCGCUGACGGGGUCUAUGGUGAAGAGCAACAGCCUAAACAGCAUGAGAGGCUCAAAAGACAGUGAGUGACAGAUAUCUAUUAUAUGGUAAUAGCACUGUCAUUGGAAUGUUAUAUAAUGUUUAAUAUAACAUAACACUCUCAUCAAACAACUGUGCCUAAUGUUUGGGAACCACCCUCCUAACAAUUUCCACCCCACAGAGUCUAAGCUCUCAAGGAAUGCGGUGUUCCGGAACGCAGGUGCCAAUGGCUGCAGCGACCCCGCCUCCCGUAAGCCCCCCGUGGGGACACGAGACACCUCCACCCCUUCUCCCUUUCCCCCUGGUGGUGUCCUGGUGCGCCGCGACCAGGUGUGCCUGUCCACCUUUUACAAAGACUGUGCCGAGACGGCCGACUCUGAGCCCGACUUCAGCUGCCAGCCUGGGGAGAGAGACGGCAGGUGAGGGGGUGGAGAAGCUUGGGCUGAUAUGUUCUGAUAUGUUUUGGGAUUACAGUUGAAAUAUCACUCUGAUAUACUAUAAGAGUAUGUCUCCCAUUCCUCUGUUCUCAAUGUAGGCCACCUGGGCCUAGAGACACUGUGAGCCGCAAGGCCGUGGACGAGAACUACAACAAUGUGUCACCGCCGAGUCAAGGCAGCCUGGCGGGGAAACUACAGCAGCUGCUCACGCCUACUCGCCAUAGAGUCUCGGGGCGGCGGGCCGCCAGUGUAGACGCCCGGCGCACGGGGGGAGAAAACGGGACGGUGCGCAGGGUGUCGGAACAGAGACAGUCCCGAAAAGCCCAGGUGGCUGAGAGCCUCCUGAAGGCUAAGGAGAGGCUCUACAAUGCUACCUCUGAGGUGAGGGGACAACAUGUGGGUUGUUGUAGCUUAUAGUCUAACUAUACUGUAUUGGCCAACUGAUUUAGUUUACUGGGGUGAAUGCAUUUGCAGAUGUAGGGAGAAAUAUUAAACCUGUCAAAACAUGCUUAAUGUUCCCACAUCGUUUCCCUCUGUAGAGUUCUCUGUCGGUGGGGAGUGACAUUGACCUGCCUGACACCACCAAUUUGGCCUUUCCUCUCCGCAAGUCCUGGGACACCAACCAAGAGGGAGCGGGACUAGAGGUGUUGAUGUCGAGCUGCUCCCUGUGUCGGAGCUGUAACUCCCUGGUCUAUGACGAGGAGAUUAUGGCCGGGUGGACGUCUGACGACUCCAACCUCAACUCCAGCUGUCCCUUCUGCUCGACCACCUUUGUUCCCCUUCUCAACGCUGAGAUCUGUGACCUAGGACCCGUCAGCAGGUAGGACUACUCCUCUCAUCAUAACAUCACCCUCAAAUUUAAGUGCGUCCCAAAUGGCACCCUAUUCCCUAUAUAGUGCACUACUUUUGACCAGGGCCCAUAGAAGUCAAAACAAUCCCUUCAUUUUGACUCUAUUCAUAUUAAAUCUGUCUAUUCAGGGCCAUAUACAGUCCUUACCAUAUGUAUUUGGAAAGUGAAGCUACGGUUUUACUGUCUAAAUACAUAUGGUGAGGACUGUAUGAUGUAUGGUGAGGACUGUAUGAUGUAUGUUGAGGACUGUAUGAUGUAUGUUGAGGACUGUAUGAUGUAUGGUGAGGACUGUAUGAUUCUUAAACUGAAUGAACGUUAGACAUUUUUGUCACCCAAUCCCUUCCUUUUGACUAACAUCAAAAAGCGCUCACCACAGCCUGGAGCGUACCAACUGGAACACGGAGGAGGUGGAGAGUGCCGCCAAGCCCCCUGGUGGCCAGGAGGCCAUCCUGGGUCACAACGGUGUGAGUGAGGACUCCAGCUCUGAGUCCAGCAGCUAUUCUGAGAGCAGCAGCGCUACCACGGUACUCUACCAACACUAGUUUAUUUUUCAUCUUUAUCUGUCGGCUUCUGGGAAAUAUUCAGUCUAUAACCACAGUUAACGUGUUAUUGACUCCAGGGUUUGUCGGUGGGCGGGUCACCCCAGGUGACGGUAGCCUACCUGAGCCCGUUGGUGCUUCGCAAGGAGCUGGAGAGCCUGCUGGAGAACGAGGGCGAGGCGGUGCUGGCACAGGGCCAGCUCCUGGACAGCCACUCCAUCAUCUUCUGGAACCUGGUCUGGUACUUCCAUCGCCUGGGCCUGCCCAGCAACCUGCUGCAGCUGGUCAGCUCCUCACCGCUGGCCAACCAACUAGCACAGGUAACUCCGCUCCCAGGCUUCUCUUGGGGCCUAGUGAUUAAUUAUUAGCUUUAGUAUAUCACAAUACAUAAUGUCCUCAUACUAAUGUUGAGCUCCUGUCUGUGUGUAUGUCAGACUUCAGAGAACUCAGCAGUGAGGGUGAGGCUGUUGUGGGACACACUGACCCCUGACACAGACCACUGGCCCCCCACUCUACAUCCUAUGGAGGAUACACAGUAAGAUACACACAUUAUUCACAUGGAAAUGGUCAGAUGAUACAGGUUCAGAUCCUUUCAUGAAUUACAUAUCUCUCUCUCUCUCUCGCUCGCUCUCUCAGGUGGCGUACCCAUGCGGAACCACAGCUGGCGGAGGCACAACCACCCCUUCACCCUUGUCUUCCUGGAGGAAGUGCUGCGCUGGGUCGGCAUGAACGAGGUACACAAGGGAAUCACCCUCUUCCUGGAAACCAUCGCCAAGCAACCAGGCACGCCCAAGAUACAAAGGUGAGUGCAGGAAAUGGCCUCUGAAUCAUCAAUUGUUGAUUACAUUUUUUGUUUGUGUGAGUAAUACAGUGCCUUCAGAAAGUAUUCACACCCCUUGACUUUUUCCACAUUUUGUUGUUAAAAUUGAUUACAUUUAGAUUUUUAAAAAAUGUCACUGGCCUACACACAAUACCCCAUAAUGUCAAAGUUAAAUUAUGUUUUUGAAAAUUCUAGAAAUUAAUUAAAAUUGAAUAGCUGAAACGUCUUCAGUCAAUAAGUAUUCAACCCCUUUGUUAUGGCAAGCCUAAAUAUACUGAACGAAAAUAUAACCUCAACAUGUAAAGUGUUAGUUCCCAUGUUUCAUGAGCUGAAAUAAAACAUCCCAGAAAUGUUCCAUACGCACAAAAACCUUAUUUCUCUCAAAUUUUGGGCACAAAUUUGUUUACCUCCCUGUUAGUGAGCAUUUCUCCUUUGACAAGAUAAUAUAUCCACCUGACAGGUGUGGCAUAUCAAUAAGCUGAUUAAACAGCAUAAUCAACACACAGGUGCCACUUGUGCUGGGGACAAUAAAAGGCCACUCUAAAAUGUGCCGUUGUCACACAACACAAUGCCACAGAUGUCUCAAGUUUUGAGGGAGCGUGGAAUUGGUACGCUGACUGCAGGAAUGUCCACUGUUGCCAGAGAAUUGAAUGUUCAUUUCUCUACCAUAAGCCGCCUCCAGCGUCGUUUUAGAGAAUUUGGCAGUAUGUCCAACUGGCCUCACAACCGCACACCACGUGUAUCCACGCCUGCCCAGGAACUCCACAUCUGACUUCUGAUGAGUAUUUCUGUCUGAAAUAAAGCCCUUUUUGAGGGGAAAAACUCAUUCUGAUUGACUGGGCCUGGCUCCCAUGUGGGUGGGCCUAUGCCCUCCCGGGCCUAUGCCCUCCCAGGCCCACCCAUGGCUGCGCCCCUGCUGAUUUAUUUAUUUCAAUUGACUGGUUUCCUUAUAUGAACUGUAACUCCGUAAAAUCAUUCAAAUUGUUGCAUGUUGCGUUUAUAUUUUUUACAGUAUAUGUUCAGGAGUAAAAAUCUGCUGAACAAGUCACAUAAUAAGUUGCAUGAAUAGUGUUUAACAUGAUUUUUAGUACCUCAUCUCUGUACCCCACACAUACAAUUAUCUGUAAGGUCCCUCAGUUGAGCAGUGAAUUUCAAACACAGAUUCAACCACAAAGACCAGGGAGGGUUUCCAAUGCCCUGCAAAGAAGGGCACCUAUUGGUAGAAAAUAAAUAAAUAUGACAUUGAAUAUCCUUGAAGUUAUUAAUUACACUUUGGAUGGUGUAUCAAUAAACCCAGUCACUACAAAGAUACAGGUGUCCUUCCUAACUCCCUAAGUUGUCGCAGAGAAAGAAAACAACAAGGCAUUAAAGUAAUACUGCAAAAUAUGAUGUGGCAAAGCAAUUAACUUUUUGUCCUGAAUACAAAGUGUUAUGUUUGGGGCAAAUCCAAUACGACACAUUACUGAGUACCACUCUCCAUAUUUUCAAGCAUAGUGGUGGCUGCAUCAUGUUAUGGGAAUGCUGGUAAUCAUUAAGGACUGGGGAGUUUUUUAGGAUAAAAAAUAAACGGAAUGGAGCUAAGCACAGGCAAAAUCCUAGAGGAAAACCUGGUUGUCUGCUUUUCACCAGACACUGGGAGAGGAAUUCACCUUUCAGCAGGAUAAUAACCUAAAACAGAAGUCCAAAUCUACACUGGAGUUGCUUACCAAGAAGACAGUGAAUGUUACUGAGUGGUCGAGUUACAAUUUUGACUUAAAUCUAUUUGAAAAUCUAUGGCAAGACCUGAAAAUGGUUGUCUAGCAAUGAUCAACAACCAACUUGACAGAGCUUGAAGAAUUUUGAAAAGAAUAAUGGGCAAAUGUUGCACAAUCCAGGUGUGAAAAGCUCUUCGAGACUUACCCAGAAAGACUCACAGCUGUAAUCGCUGCCAAAAGUGCUUCUACAAAGUAUUGACUCAGGGGUGUGAAUACUUAUGUAAAUUAGAUAUUUCUGUAUUUCAUUUUCAAUAAAUUGGCAAACAUUUCUAAAAACAUGUUUUCUCUUUGUCAUUAUGGAGUAUUGUGUGUAGAUGGGUGAGAAAAAAAUAUAUUUAAUCCAUUUUAAAUUCAGGGUGUAACACAACAAAAUGUGGAAGAAGUCAAGGGGUGUGAAUACUGUACUUUCUGAAGGCACUGUAUUGGUUAUGUGAUUGCACAAUUGUGAUCGACAGUACUUUGUGUUGUUUGUCCAGGAGUCUGUACAGAGAGAUGCUCUUCCUCACGCUGGCUGCCAUGGGUAGAGAUCACGUUGGUAAGCAGCCUCUUUAAGACAGUUGGAAUAAUAGAAUACUAGAACUUCACUAUAGUUUCAGACCAACCAGGCUUAUUGCUUACAGCACUUUCUCUGUCUUUUAGCUGCGUUUGAUAAGAAAUACAAGGCUGCGUACCAACGGCUGAGUGGCUCCUUGGGUCGCGAGGAACUCCGCAGGAAGCGAGCCCAGCCACCUAGCCCCAAGGCUGUGGACUGCAGACGGAGCUUCCUGCUGCCCCUCGAGUGCUGAUACCAGCUCCAGCCUCCACCCACUCCAAUUCUGGCCCCAUUGCUGCUGCCUCCGCUCCCCGGAACACUGAUACCAGGCUGCCAAGAAGAAGGGAUGAGAAAAGCUAGACAGAAAACAACAGACAAAAUAAUUCUGCCUUCACAUUUCACUUUGGACCUUCUCCGCUGUGUUUCCCCCUAGCACAGCCUGGCCACACUAUAAAAGCCCUCCUGACCGUGCAACUAUACCUCACUAUCCUUGUUUGUGUGAACCCGAUAUCUACAUUUGACCUUCAUUCACUUCCAUUGUGCAACUGGCCUUUGGACAGCUUCCUCAACAACUAACCACAACCCUCUCGGCCUAUAGUUUGGCUACAGGGAUUAUUGGACCUGGUACAUACAACCCAGCCCCCUUGGACUUUGCUCAUUGCUCGUAUAUACAUGGCCUCUGCCUCACCAAUAUAACUCGUACUGGUUUGUAGGUCAUAAACCAUGCAUUUCAUACGUAUGCAACAUGUAAGGCAUAUUACCGACCUGCAAUCUAUGCAUUCAAUGUGAACAUAUUCUAUAACUUGCAUUGCUUUCAGACAGAAAAUCUCAUAAGAGUGGGAGAUGUCUAGUGAUCCGUGAUGUGAAGUGUCAAUAUCGAAAUUGAACACAAAGUACAUUGGAAGGGUACAUACCAAUCACACACAGUUACAGUCAAAAUCUUUAGAUUAGAUUGCACUUCAUGCCUCUUUUGCUCUUUUUCACCCUCUGGAAUGAAUUCUGUCAACUGGACCUUGGUGGUAAAGUCUAUCACUUUGGGCUGAGACCGCUUCAGCAAGUCUCAGCCAAUCCAAACGAGGAUGUUUACUCUGGGAGAGGAUUAUGUUGAUUAUCGGUCUUGGGAGCAGAUG